UCAGCCCUCCCUAACCCGACUUCCAUCCUCGCUCUCGAGUGCGAGAGUUGCGCGAGAUGGGUGGACAUCGAGUGAAGAACAAGUGGCACAGCGGCCGGGACCGGGACGUCUCUAUUCGAGCGUUCGCGAUCACGCAACAGUAGUAGACAGAUGAUAGAUAAUCGUCGUAUCGUCUGUCGUAAGUCAGCGAGGCGCGCGGCGAUCGGCCGACACGUAAACGCGAAAAAGUGGUUGGACUGGAUCGCACGAGGAGACCGGAGGUUGAAACCGAUUUCGUAAUGUGACACAUCACAACAAGUAGCAAUCUGUUAAAAAUGGCAGCAAUUUGUUCUGGACGACCUGGCUGGUUAGGAAAGCUAGGAAUAGCAUUGCUGGCCACUUGGUUUUUAGUCCUGAUUAUAACAAUUGUUCAUAUAUUUAAGUCCAACUCAUUGUCGAGCCGUGAUGCUGACACUGCCAACAAAGAGAACACGCAACGCCUAGCACAAAUGGUUAAUGACUUUGAAAUUCUAAAGAAGCAGAAUGAUGCUUUGAAGAACUUUAUAUUAGGAGAAGGGGCGAAAUCUAUACAAGGGGACCAUUUAGGCUCCAUACAAGACAAGCUCGAGAAAGCAUCGGUCUAUUAUGACCUAAUAGAUCAUCAAGAUGGAUCUAAACAUGGGGUUCCUUCCUCAGAAUAUGAAGAAUUGCGACGGCGAUUGAGGAACGACAUUCAGGAGAUGUGGUACUAUGUUAGUGCUGAGUUGAAUAAAUUCAAGAAGCACAUUGAUGAAUUUACAUAUGAUCAAAGAGAGAAGGAGAUACAGGAUGUGAUGAAAAAUGCAUGGGAGCAUAAGAAAUCACUUAUAAUAAAUAUUGACAAAUUAAAGAAAGCAGAUGGUUAUAAUGAAUGGCGGGAAAAGGAAGCAAAAGAUUUAUCUGAUCUUGUUCAGCAAAGAUUUAGAUAUUUACAAAAUCCUCCAGAUUGUAACAAGGCAAAGAAGCUGAUAUGUAGUUUAAAUAAAGGUUGUGGUUUUGGCUGUCAGAUUCAUCACAUCACAUAUUGCUUCUUAGUGGCUUAUGGUACAGAAAGAACAUUAAUAAUGAAAUCCAAAGGGUGGAGGUAUCACAAGGAUGGCUGGGAAUCUGUUUUUAAACCCCUCAGUGACAAUUGUUUGUCUACAACUGGUACUUCGCAUUCUAAUUGGCCUGGAGAUCCCUCUAAACAAGUGAUAUCUCUACCAAUUGUAGAUAACGUUUAUCCUAAGCCGAGGUUUCAACCACCCAGCGUACCUGCGGACUUAGCGCCAAGAUUAGAGAAAAUUCACGGUCAUCCUUUAGUUUGGUGGGUAGGGCAAGUGUUAAAAUAUUUAAUGCGACCUCAGGAUCAUGUAAAGAGAACGCUGGAAAAGGCAAAAGAAAGACUUGGUUUUAAGAAACCUAUUGUCGGUAUUCAUGUACGUAGAACCGACAAAGUAGGUACGGAGGCAGCUUAUCAUGAUAUAGAUGAAUAUAUGACUAAAGUGGAACAAUAUUUUGAUGAAUUUGAAACGAAACCGGACGUGAAGAGAGUCUUUUUAGCUAGCGACGAUCCGAAAGUGAUAACAACAGCUAGGAAACGUUAUCCGAAUUACGAGAUUAUAGGCGAUCCAGAAAUCGCUGAGACAGCAUCCGUAGCAAAGCGAUAUUCGGAUACCUCAUUGCAGGGAAUAAUUAUUGAUAUUCACCUUCUGUCGGAAUGCGAUUACUUGGUAUGUACUUUUAGUUCUCAAGUAUGUCGCGUCGCGUAUGAAUUAAUGCAAACCUUUUACGCGGACGCGUAUGACAGAUUUACAUCCCUCGAUGAUAUAUAUUAUUAUGGGGGACAAAAUCCACAUCCCCAUGUAGCAAUUUUGGAUCACAAACCAAGAAAAAACGGGGAAUUGGAAUUAAAAGCUGGAGAUUUGAUUGAUGUCUUUGGUAAUCAUUGGGAUGGUUAUUCUAAGGGCUACAACACCAGAACUAGCAUGACAGGAUUAUUCCCCAGUUUCAAAGUUAAAAAUCCUGUUGAUGCUGUCGAUUUUCCCAAAUAUUCGAAUAUUUCUCCAUUGGAAAAUAAAGACGAUUAAAUCAGAGUGGUCGAACCAAGUCUAACAAAAUGGAGUUUUGAGUAAAUCGUUAUUUCUUUGGAAUUCUUAAGAUAAUAAAGAUGAUACGAUGUAUAUAUUUUGCUACUUGUAAACUACAAUUUUAAUGCUUGUAAAUUGUCACAAAUGUCCAUGACUUGUCAAGUAAGGAAUUCUAUGAUUUAAUUUUAAAAGGUUUACAAUGUUUGUUAUAGAAUAGUAUAAUAGAAACACCACUUUCCAAACAUUUGAGAUUCUUUUUUUAUAUAACUAUAAAUUGAUACUAUAUGUAGAUAGUAUUUAAGGAUAAGAUAAUAAUUUGCGAAUAUAUGUAUAGAGCAAAGAGCAGUAUUUGUAAUAUUUUAAUAUAUUUUCAUUGAAGUUACGAAAUGUGAUUGUUAAUUUAAUCAAAGAGAUUUAAUUAAAAGAUAUUGAUAUUAUACUAAAUUAUUAUAUUUGAAAAUAUAAUGAUUCGAAAUGUAUAAUAUUUCGAUAUUCUUAAUAUUCUAUCGGCAAACCAAAUUUGUUCUAUAUGUACAUAAUAUAGAUGAAAUAGACUGAAAAAAGUUUACUGCGUAUCCCACGUUUGUGCCAAUGCAUCACACGAAACAUGUUUACAAGCUGAAAUUUAAUGUCCCUAAAAAAGAUGUAAAGAUACAAAUGUUUCUCAUUUAUUGCGCGUUCCAUUAUACUAUGUACAUACAUAAAUUCAUGGAAUUAUUUCGAAUGACUUGUUCAAUGUUCAUUAUCACAACAAUCAAAUUGUAUGAUAUGGGAUGUUCCACAGAGCCUAUGCUAUCAGUAUAUUUUGAUACAGUUUUAAAUAUAAUUUUAAAAGAGUCUUAAAGACAUGUUCAUGUGCGUGUAUGUGGUUGUAUAUUAUAUAAAAUACAGUAUUAAAUUAGAAAAAAUGAUUUUAUAGAAUCUCUAAAUGUUAUUUUCCUAAUAUGCACUUUAUUAUGAAUAAAUAUAUGAUCCCAAUUGUGUUUUAAAUUAUGAAUUAGAAAAAAAUAAAAAUUAUAAAAAUAAUUUUAAUAAACAUAAAUACUUGUAUUUUGUAAAAACACGCACGGAUUCACACACACGUGUCAAUUAAGAAAUUUGAGAUUGUGUCAUUAAAAUAUAGACUUUUGGAACAUUCUGUAUAUUUUCCAUACAUGUACCACACUUAGGCAGUUCUAAAGCUUAAUGUAUUAAGCGAUUUAUAUAAGAUGUUAUAUAUAUAUAUAUAUAUAUAUAUCAUUUUACAUAUGUAUGAAUAUAUAUGUAUAUAAGGCAUUCGUACGUGUAACAUCGAGCUAGGCUUGAGGCCUAUCUUCAACAGAAGAACUUUCCUUGUAUGCAUAUUGUAAUAUAUUUUAUACGCAAAACGCAAAAAGAAUUGUUACUAUAAAAUUUGAAUUUGAUUUUGACUAAUAAAUAUUUAAUUCACGAAA
Molecule: messenger RNA, 3520 nt
Organism: Solenopsis invicta (red fire ant)
Lineage: Eukaryota; Metazoa; Arthropoda; Insecta; Hymenoptera; Formicidae
Gene: FucT6
Product: alpha-(1,6)-fucosyltransferase
Exons: 6
Coding region: 315-2087 (590 amino acids)
Biological process (GO): protein N-linked glycosylation
Cellular component (GO): Golgi cisterna membrane
Molecular function (GO): glycoprotein 6-alpha-L-fucosyltransferase activity; protein binding
Source: RefSeq, a predicted model, not a curated record